Molecule: messenger RNA, 2053 nt
Organism: Nelumbo nucifera (sacred lotus)
Lineage: Eukaryota; Viridiplantae; Streptophyta; Magnoliopsida; Proteales; Nelumbonaceae
Product: cysteine-rich receptor-like protein kinase 10
Biological process (GO): protein phosphorylation
Cellular component (GO): plasma membrane
Molecular function (GO): protein serine/threonine kinase activity; ATP binding
Source: RefSeq, a predicted model, not a curated record
AACUACUCUUAUCUUCAUCUCUGUACAACUUAACUCUUCUUUCUCCCUAUUGCAGUUCCAGAGAUGUUCUGUUUCCUAAAACCAGGACAAUCCUUUUCUUUCCUUGUUAUCUUAUUUUCAUGGCUAUCAAUUGUCAAGAGCACCACGGACUCCGAUUUAAUUGGCACAUCUUGCCAAGGUGCAGAAAAUUACACUGCUGGGAACACUUUCGAGUCCAACCUCAGGGUCCUCCUUCCUUCUCUUGCGAUUAAUGGUUCAACCACAGGCUUCUACAAUGCCACCCUGGGAGAAAACCCCAACACUGUCUUCGGACUUGGACUCUGCAGAGGCGAUAUUCCAGUCGAACAAUGCCGUACUUGUCUUGAGAAGGCAAGUGAAGAGAUAAUACAAGGAUGCUCUGGUAGAAAGUCUGGGGUUAUAUGGUAUGAAGUAUGCAUGCUACGCUACUCUGAUCACAACUUUUUCUCCACCAACGACCUCCAAGACAAGAAAUUCAUGUGGAAUGAAAACAACGUAACGGACCCCAAUCGGCUUAAUCAGAUUUUGGUUAACUUGAUAACCAAUCUUUCAUCCCAAGCUGUUUCUGAUCCAUCUAAACUCCUCUUUGCCACUGGAUCGUGGCAGGGAGCGAGAAUUCUUCUAGGGAGCUGCAUUUUGAGAUAUGAACUUCAUCCAUUCUUUGAGGUAUCAACCCCAGAUAAAUCACCUGCACCACAGCCCCAAACAAAUACAACAAGAACAAGUCCCUCAACUUCAGGCGGUACAACCUGUAGAAGGUGCUCAUCGAGAUCAAGAUACCUUGUUGCUAUUCUCGUACCUACUGUAAUCGUGACUGUAGUGGCUUUCUCUGGCAUCUUCAUUUUUUUGAUGAUGAGAAGUGAGAAGAAGAAACCCAGGGUUUGGAAAGAAAUGGAAACCAUAGAAGCACUUUACUUCAAGUUAGAUACUAUAGAAGCUGCCACGGCAAAAUUCUCCAAUGCAAAUAAGCUUGGAGAAGGGGGGUUUGGCCCUGUUUAUAAGGGGAAGUUGUUGGAUGGAAAAGAAAUAGCUGUAAAACGUCUGUCUAACAACUCGAGGCAAGGGAUACAGGAAUUCAAGAAUGAGGUAGCUUUAGCUGCAAAACUACAACACAAGAACCUUGUCAGAAUACUGGGUUGUUGCAUUGAAGAAAGGGAGAGAAUCCUUGUUUAUGAAUAUGUACCAAACAAAAGCCUAGACACCUUUUUGUUUGAUUCAACCAAACGGGUACAAUUAAAUUGGUCUAAGCGUUACAAAAUCAUCAAAGGAAUUGCUAGGGGUCUUCUUUAUCUACAUGAGGAUUCUCCAUGCAGAAUCAUUCACUGUGAUUUGAAAACAAACAACAUUUUGUUAGACAGAGAUUUUUGUCCCAAAAUUGCUGAUUUUGGCAUGGCAAGGCUCUUCCAAGGAGAUUACACUCAAGGCAUUACAAGCAGAAUUGCAGGAACAUAUGGAUAUAUGGCACCAGAAUAUGCAAUGCAUGGAAACUUCUCAGUUAAAUCUGAUGUCUUUAGUUUUGGGGUUAUACUUCUGGAGAUUGUGAGUGGGCAAAGGAAUUCUAAUUUCUUUGAACUAGAACAUGGGCAAGGUCUUCUGAGCUAUAUAUGGAGGAACUGGAGAGAGGGAACAAUUCUAAAACUGAUAGAUCCAGCAAUGGUCGAAUCAUGUGAAAUGACUGAGGUGUUCAGAUGUAUUCAUAUUGGGUUAUUAUGUGUUGAAGAGGUUUUCACUGAUCGCCCAUCAAUGUCCACUGUCAAUACCAUGCUCAAUACCAACUCAAGCCUACGGACCCCUUCACCACCUGCACUGGUAUUUAGUACUACUGGAUCAAAUUAUACUUCAACAUAACAAGUUUAAUAUGACAAGGAAUAAGAUGCCAUUUUUUGUAGAUGCCACCUGUCUCCCUGUUUUGGCUUUUCUUUCCAAUGAAAAUUAAUCGAGCACUGUUCUGCUUCUGCAUCUCAAUUGGUCCCACGAACUAAAUUGUCAAGUAGAAAUGUAGAAUCUUUUUUAAAAGAAAUGCCAGAGAAAGAUU